This is a messenger RNA of Tripterygium wilfordii, 1194 nucleotides long. RefSeq names its product chaperone protein dnaJ C76, chloroplastic. The coding region runs from base 1 to 1014 and encodes 337 amino acids. The record is from RefSeq and is a predicted model, not a curated record. Lineage: Eukaryota; Viridiplantae; Streptophyta; Magnoliopsida; Celastrales; Celastraceae. The transcript is spliced from 9 exons. Gene Ontology annotation, molecular function: electron transfer activity; iron ion binding.
AUGGCUCAGUUAAUCUCACCUGUGUGUACAGAUGCUCUCAAAUUUCAGAACCCGAUAUUGGGUUUGUCUUCCACUGGGUCAUGGCGCAUGUUACCGAAGACUUCCAUUGACCAUUGGAGUUUGAUGGGUCGUGGUCGUAAGAGAAGUAGUUGUGGCAAAAUAAAGGUUGCAACAGAGGAUUCUUCUCCGACUGGUGCGAUCGCCGACGACUACUAUUCCGUUUUGGGCCUCCUUCCAGACGCCACACCUGAGCAGAUCAAGAAAGCCUAUUACAGUUGUAUGAAGGCUUGCCAUCCGGAUUUGAGUGGGGACGACCCAGAAACCACAAAUUUCUGCAUGUUCAUCAACGAUGUCUAUGAGGUUCUUAGUGACCCAGUGCAGAGAAUGGUUUAUGAUGAAAUUCAUGGAUAUGCCUUGACAGCAAUCAAUCCUUUCUUCAAUGACACGAGCCCCAAGGAUCAUGUGUUUGUGGACGAGUUUAGCUGCAUAGGUUGCAAAAAUUGCGCGAAUGUGGCCCCUGAUGUAUUUAAUAUUGAGGAAGACUUUGGAAGAGCUAGAGCUUACAGCCAGUGUGGAAAUCCUGACCGAGUUCAACGAGCAGUUGAUAGUUGCCCAGUUGAUUGUAUCCAUAUGAUAUCGGCUGCACAACUCUCUUUGCUUGAAGACGAAAUGCGCAGGGUAGAAAGAAUAAAUGUUGCACUGAUGCUCUCUGGAAUGGGAUCUGCAGGAGCCGAUGUUUUCAGAAUGGCAAGUUCUCGAUGGGAAAAGAGGCAAGCAAAAGUUUUGGAACAAGCUAAACUGAGGAUGAUGAAACAGAAAUAUUCUGGCAAAACUGAAUCAUAUUGGGAUAACCUUUGGGGCAAGCCCAGAGACUACCAAAAUUCAGAGGAGGAAAUUGAAGAGAGGGCAAGGAGAGCUGCUGCAGCUGCUCGAAGAUGGAGGGAGUACUCGAGGAAGGGUGUUGACAAGCCUCCCACAUUUAAGCUUCCAGAGGCAUUGUCCAACAAGGAGUGAUGACCAUUCAACUUCAGUACAUUAUCCUUUCCGAACACAACUGUAAGUAAAAUAUCGACGGGUUGUCAUUGAACAUUUAAGAUUAAUUAGUCAUGUCAUUCAUAUGGAUUGUACUGGGUUUGACUGUGUAUAUAUGGUUUAUUGAAUGAAAUUAUAUAUAGGAAAAAUGCUACCUCAUUA